Molecule: messenger RNA, 1764 nt
Organism: Thalassophryne amazonica
Lineage: Eukaryota; Metazoa; Chordata; Actinopteri; Batrachoidiformes; Batrachoididae
Gene: wnt8b
Product: wingless-type MMTV integration site family, member 8b
Exons: 6
Coding region: 356-1447 (363 amino acids)
Biological process (GO): cell fate commitment; neuron differentiation; canonical Wnt signaling pathway
Cellular component (GO): extracellular region
Molecular function (GO): cytokine activity; frizzled binding
Source: RefSeq, a predicted model, not a curated record
UCAGAGACCUUAAAUAAACUUUUCCCGUCUUCUUUUUUUUCCUCUGGGAUCAGUGUUACACUUUUGGGAUUAAACAGAUCUUCCUUUGGUCCUGAAUGGAGGCAGGGAUCCACCCCGGUCCGGCCCUGAGGGCCCAGGGAGCCUGUUUGAUGGUCGCAGUCUGUCCCUGGUCCAGUUCCUCUGAUUGGCCGAGAUGGUAAGAAGGGGGAAAAUCUUGAAUUAAGCAGAUAAUCUCUUGUAGGGACGAGAGCGGCUCCAUUUCAGAGCCCCCUCCUUGAAUGCUGAAGUCCUGGUGAAGUUCUGGUGGCUCACUUUCCUCUUCAGCACAUCACAGUCAUCAUCCUCACCGGGCAGCAUGUUCAUGCACUUCGAGGUUUUUUAUUAUAUUUUUAUUCUUCUGGCUCACAUGAGGUCUUGCUGUUGCUGGUCAGUGAAUAAUUUCCUGAUGACUGGACCAAAGGCGUACCUGAUCUAUUCCAGCAGCGUAGCAGCAGGAGCCCAGAGUGGCAUCGAGGAGUGCAAAUACCAAUUUGCAUGGGAUCGCUGGAACUGCCCAGAGAGAGCCUUGCAGCUGUCCACGCACAGCAGUCUGCGCAGCGCCAAUCGGGAGACAGCAUUUGUCCAUGCUAUCAGCUCAGCUGGAGUCAUGUACACGCUAACCAGGAACUGUAGCCUUGGAGACUUUGACAACUGUGGUUGUGACGACAGCAGAAAUGGACAGCGGGGUAUGACAAGUGGCCAUGGUUGGCUGUGGGGCGGUUGCAGUGACAAUGUCGGCUUUGGCGAGGCCAUCUCCAAACAGUUUGUUGAUGCCUUGGAAACUGGGCAGGAUGCACGGGCAGCUAUGAAUCUCCACAAUAACGAGGCUGGGCGAAAGGCUGUGAAGGGGACAAUGCAGAAGACGUGUAAAUGCCAUGGUGUGUCAGGGAGCUGUACCACUCAGACCUGUUGGCUCCAGCUGCCAGAGUUUAGGGAGGUGGGCAACUACCUGAAAGAGAAAUACUACAGGGCACUGAAGGUGGAUCUCCUCCGAGGAGCAGGGAACAGUGCUGCCAUCCGGGGAGCCAUCACCGAGACCUUUAGUUCAAUCUCCCGCAAAGAGCUGGUCCACCUUGAAGAUUCUCCUGAUUACUGUCUGGAGAACCGUACUCUAGGUUUGCCAGGAACAGAGGGCCGCGAGUGCCUCAAGAGAGGCAAGAACCUGAGCAAAUGGGAGAAACGAAGCUGCAAGAGGCUGUGCGGAGAGUGCGGACUGGCCGUGGAGGAGCGCAAGUCUGAGAUGGUGUCAAGCUGCAACUGUAAGUUCCACUGGUGCUGCGCUGUGAAGUGCGAGCAGUGCAGAAAGACAGUGACCAAGUACUUCUGUGUGAAGAAAGGAGGCCAGAGGGGAAAGAACGAGAGUGCCAGCAGCCGUCGGAAGAACCUCAGACUGAGGAAGAUGCACUGAGCUGUUAAAAUGACACAGUCGUUUCUUUUUCUCUGCAGUCGUAUUUUUACGGCUGCACCUCCUGUCAGCACCUCCUCUCUCUGUGCAUGCUCCAAUAAUAUGAUAAAAAAAUUUCAGGCUGUCUUUAUUGUCAACUUUCUAUCACAGGAUAAUGACAGAAGGACGUGCACAACACUAUGUGAGAAGGGGAGCUUUUUCAUCUGUGUAGAAUAUUUGGUAUAAAUAUAUUUAAGAUAUAUUUUUAUACAUUUGACAACAUUUUGAAAAGGAACUGUGCACUGGAAAACUCAUUUUCUGCUUUAACACCAUGUUUUAUU